Molecule: messenger RNA, 1095 nt
Organism: Paramecium octaurelia
Lineage: Eukaryota; Ciliophora; Oligohymenophorea; Peniculida; Parameciidae
Source: the annotation of a GenBank genome assembly
AUGAACUCUCUUGUUAACUACUUAAAAUCUGUUGAUUUUUUUGGUGCCACCUUUAAUCAAAAUAUUGAUAAAAAGCAGCAAAGCUAUAAAAGUGUAUUUGGAGGAAUUAUGACAUUGAUGAUUUUUUCAGCAAGUCUAGCGUAUGCUCUUUGGGUGUUUUUUAAAUGGUAAACUAAUUAAUAUAGCCCUAAAAUUACUAAUUUUGUUAAUAUUUCGAACUUUGAGCUAUUGGAUUUUGAUUAUGAUAUUAUCAAGAUUAGUUAUUAAGGAUAUAAAGAAGGAAUGAUAGAUCCAUUUAAGGAGAAGGUUUUGAUACCACUUUUAAUUUAUACAGAAAAUUUUGAAUAUGGUAAUUCUACAGUAUUGAGAUUAUCCAAUUAAACUUCGUAUUAUGGCAAUAAUUACUUAAUACCUAAAAUGAAAUUGGGAUUUUCAACAGUGAAUGGCAAUUUAAUGACUACAUCGGAAAUGUAUGUAUAAAUCGUUAAAUGCACACCAGAAUUGUUGGACAAGGAUGAAAAUUGUGCUUCUGAGGAAACAAUUUAGAAAUUUUUCAGUUAGCCAUUAAAUUAUCUGGCUUUACAAAUAAAAGGAAAAUAACUGAACUCAAAUGAUGGUUAAGUUUAAACAAGUAUGUAGGAAUUUUAUAUUCAAAUUGAAGAAAUAAGUUGCUAUACCUUUAACAUUUUUCUUCAAAGCAAUUUUUAUGAGGUUAAAGAUUCACUUUUGUUUGGAUUGUCUAAAUAGAAUGAAUUUAUAAAUGGAGCAUUAGUGCAAUCAUAAACCAAUUCAGCAUAGUAUUGUUACCAAGCUUAUGGCAAUGUUACUUAUGCUUCUUUUUAUAUAGCUAUGAAAGGAGAUCAAAUAAAAACCAUAUUUGAAUAUCCAAGUGCAGGAGAUUUACUGGCUAAUAUUGGUUCAAUAGUCUCAGUAUUGUUCAUGAUCAGAUUCAUGAUAUUCUUUUUAAACGAUUACUAUUUGAAUGAAAAAAUAAUAAAUGAUUUAAUCGCAUUUUAUUAUCCAUAAUUUCACCAAGUUAGGUUUAAAAGANUAAAAUUCCGUACCAUCUAUUUAUGGAAGAUUCAUAUUAAUUGA